ACUUUAAAUAAUUUAAUUCUUUAAAUAUUAUUAUGUUGCUGUAUUUUUAAAAAAUAAAUGUCACGAAAUAACACACUGUUUUCAAUAGUUAAUAACGCAUUUCUCGCGGCACACCGGUUGAGAACCACUGCUUUAUAGUAAUAUGUGGCGGAAAUUAAUGUAUAGAUGGGGUUGGAUCCAGGGAGCCUAGGGGCUCAGGCCCCACAGACAUUGUUUCUCCAAUUUUCAUAGGGAAAUUUCCAUAAACAUUAAUCUAAUUAUUGACCGUUUUGGAAAAAAAGCAAAAAGUAUAUAAAAAGAAAUAUUAUGGCGGACAAAAAUAAUAUUUUGUACUUGUUCGAUCGUCCUACCGAACCUAUAUUCAUUGGAAAAGGCGAAGAAAAUGUGUCUUUCGAUGUACCCACUGACUACUUGAUCGACCGGUACAAGCCAUUGGCGUCAGACAUCCAAACUCGUUUUCCCGGUGGUAAAACCGUUCCAGUCACUAGAUUGAGCAGUAUUCCCGACUUGUCGAUUCCACUGGGACUUAAGAGAGAUAUGCCGUUUUCGCUUUUCAACCAAUCCCACGGUAAAAUGGCCGCAAAGCUCAUCGAGAUUCUAAUGAACGCGAAAUCGUACGACGAACUCUUGUCGCUUUCCGUGUACUGUCGUGACCGGAUCAACCCGUACAUGUUUACUUACGCACUGUCCGUAGCAUUGAUACACAGACCUGAUACUCGCAAUUUGAGACUACCGUCGCACUCCGAAAUGUUCCCAAGUCUGUAUAUGGACUCUUCAGUGUUCGCCCGCGCCAGAGAAGAAUCGGCUGUGGUCCAAACCGGCUCUAGGACUCCCAUCGAAAUACCUCACGAUUAUUCUGCCAACAACUUGGAUGCUGAGCACAGGAUUAGCUAUUUCCGCGAAGACAUCGGCAUAAACCUUCAUCAUUGGCAUUGGCAUUUGGUCUACCCGUUCGACGGACCGCUCAACAUUGUAAAUAAGAACAGGCGUGGUGAAUUAUUUUUUUACAUGCACCAACAGAUUAUAGCUAGAUACAACAUGGAACGGUUAAGCAAUAAUAUGAACAGAGUAGUUCGUUUAACCAACUGGGAUCAACCGAUUGCAGAGGGUUACUUCCCAAAAUUGGAUAAUAUUCUAGCCAAUCGUGUAUGGCCCCCUAGACCAGUCAAUGCUGUACUUCAAAAUAUUAGCAGAGAAGUAGAACAAAUCACGUUUGACAUCGAAGAUCUUGUGCGUUGGAGAGACCGCAUAUUCAAUGCUAUUCAUUCUGGAUUUAUUAUCAACACUGCCGGUCAACAAGUUAGAUUAACAGAAACUGAUGGAAUAGAUAUAUUGGGAAAUAUUAUAGAAUCUAGUAUAUUAAGUCAAAAUCCAAAUUUGUACGGUUCUCUUCAUAAUAAUGGUCACAACGCAAUUGCUUAUAUUCACGAUCCUGAUAAUAGAUUUUUAGAAAACUAUAGCGUUAUGGGAGACUCAGCUACAGCUAUGCGUGAUCCAAUAUUUUACCGUUGGCACGCAUAUAUUGAUGAUAUAUUCCAAGAAUAUAAAGCUACGAUACCAAGUUAUAAUGUUCAAAAUUUGGGCUUUGACAACGUAAGUGUACAAAGCGUUGAAGUAACAGCCACCGGGUUACCACGUAAUGAAUUUGCGACGUUUUGGCAACAAAGUGACACCGACUUAUCUAGAGGCUUGGACUUCUUACCACGUGGAUCAGUAUUUGCAAGAUUUACUCACUUACAACACGCCCCAUUCAAUUAUAAAAUUAUUGUUGAGAAUAAUGGAAAUCAACGAAUUGGAACAGUUCGUAUCUUCUUGGCACCUAAAUUUGAUGAACGUGGUUUACCAUUCUUAUUUAGAGAGCAAAGAAAACUUUUUGUUGAACUUGACAAAUUUAGUACAUCACUAAAAAGGGGAAGAAACGAAAUCGUCCGUCGAUCGAUUGAAUCAUCAGUAACUAUACCACAUGAAAUAACGUAUAGAAACCAAGGAAGUAACAGACCGGCUGCCAACUCAGAUGCAGCGCCAAUGUUCAACUUUUGUGGUUGUGGGUGGCCACAAAACAUGUUGAUAGCCAAAGGGUCGCCCGAAGGGUUCCAGUGUCAAUUGUUUGUUAUGGUAUCUAAUGGCGAAAUUGAUCAGGUGGCGAACGCUCAAGGGGACGGGCAAACUUGCGACGACGCAUCGAGCUACUGCGGUAUCCUUAACUCCCGUUAUCCGGACUCCAGGUCCAUGGGUUAUCCGUUCGACCGCACUCCUCGCGACGGCGUGGUCACUCUUCAACAGUUUUUGACGACCAACAUGGUCGUACAAGACGUACGCAUCCGUUUCUCCAACCGUACGGUAGCUCCGUUGCAAAACGCUACAGCGAACAGAAAUGCGGGAACCAGUAAUAACAACAAGAGGAACUGAGGACUUCGCGAAUCGCAGUGGAUACAACACGCACGGUUAAAACACCUAAACCUUUGUUUAAUAUAGAUACCAUAUAAUUUAGUCAUUAUAGUCGAUGUAUUGACAUAGACACGAACAGUCGUUAGGGGUCUACCUGAAAUUCGUAAGACGAUUUUUUUGUUACACUUAAACACGUCUUGAUGAUUAACAAUAAUAUAUAGGUAUAACACUGAAAACAAAUUUUCAAUUCAAAACUAUAUCAAAAUACAAUAUUAUGUUCAUUGUUCAAAUCAUGACUCAAUAUCAUUCGCAAACACCAAUAAUGUUAUCUAGGCUGAUUUCUCUCUUUUUUAAAUUAUUAUAUUAUUUAUUACCUACAUUGACUAUUCGACCAUUUAAUUACUACGCGUGCGUGUCUCUAUUUUACUACACUACUACAUAAUAAUAUGUACCCAUUCGAUUUUGUACUAAUAUACAUUUAUUAAUGUAUUAUACAUACUAAUAAUAAUAUAUUACCACAUUUAUAUACCUACAAUACACACAUUAUAAUUAUUAUUGUAACAUUUAUUAUACGUAAUAAAUCAUAUAACAUAUUUAAACCUA
Molecule: messenger RNA, 2991 nt
Organism: Acyrthosiphon pisum (pea aphid)
Lineage: Eukaryota; Metazoa; Arthropoda; Insecta; Hemiptera; Aphididae
Product: phenoloxidase 2
Exons: 13
Coding region: 307-2409 (700 amino acids)
Molecular function (GO): oxidoreductase activity
Source: RefSeq, a predicted model, not a curated record